UAGCAGUUUAAAUCUCACAAACUGGUCUUUGUUUCAAUGAACCGGCAGCAAACCGUUUGUUUUAAGCCUGUCACCUGCUUGUUGGGAGCUAGCUAGCUGAGCUAACUCUUUCACACCGGCUUGUAGGUGAAGCAGCUUCCAUACUAAACGUGAGCGAAGUCCUGUAAAGAGAGCCGCUCCUCACACACGGCAGACACCGAGUUCCGUCACACGACGUCCCCGUUCAUGAUCAGGAGCCUCUCAGCUGCUCUCACUUCAUAUGAAUGAACAUGCUGUGUGUGAAAGGUUAAAGGGGCACCGACUGUACCGACUGUACCGGGGCGCGUGAAGAGGAGCUCACCUGCGAGGCCCGAGCCACAGUGCGCUGACUGGAGGGAAACGUGCGAGACAAUGACCCCCGAUGAUGUCAUCAGGAAUGGGCAGUGUUUUGGCUGCCAGCUCCCCCAACCCCCCGCCACCCGCCUCUGGCGGUAUCGGCGCCGCCCCCGGGAUGACGGUGCCGCCGGGCUUCGGGAUACCUUCCAUCUCCCCAGUUCCCCCCACAGGACAAGAGCAGGAGGCGGACCCCCCCAUACCCAACCCCGGGGCGUUUGAUGAGUGCCAUCGCAAGUGCAAAGAGGUUUUCCCGAUGCAGAUGGAGGGCGUCAGGCUAUUCGUCAACAAGGGGCUUAGCAACCACUUCCAGGUGAAUCACACGUUGCUGCUGAGCACCACGGGAGAUUCCACCUACAGGUUCGGGGCGACAUACGUCGGAACAAAGCAGAUGGGUCCGGCAGAGUUUUUUCCAGUCAUAGUUGGAGACAUGGACAACAGUGGCAGCCUUAACGCCCAGAUCAUCCACCAAGUCACCGACAGAGUACGAUCCAAACUGGCCUUUCAGACGCAACAAAACAAGUUUGUGAACUGGCAAGGCGACGCCGAGAUUAAGGGAGAAGAUUUCACGGCCACGGUUACUCUGGGGAACCCCGAUGUCCUCGUCGGCUCCGGUAUCGUCAUCACGCACUACCUCCAGUCCGUCACGCCGGCCCUGGCUCUGGGGGGGGAGCUGGUCUACCACCGCAGGCCGGGAGAGGAGGGCACCGUGGUGUCUUUAGUGGGCAGGUACACAGGCAGCAACUACGUCGCCACGUUGACCCUGGGCUCGGCGGGCGCUCACGCAUCGUACUACCACAAAGCCAACGAGCAGCUGCAGCUCGGCGUGGAGUACGAGGCGAGCACCCGCAUGCAGGACACCAGCGUGUCGUUCGGCUACCAGCUCGAUGUGCCGAAGGCUAACUUGCUGUUUAAAGGUUCAGUGGACAGUAACUGGGUUGUCGGGGCAACGCUAGAGAAGAAGCUGCUGCCGCUGCCGCUCUCCCUGGUGCUCUGCACCUUCCUCAACCACCAGAAGAACAAGUUCCAGUGCGGCUUCGGCGUCACCAUCGGUUAGAGGGCCGGCCACCGGGACGGACAGACGGCGCCGUGCGUGUAUGUUUGUGCGUGUUUGUGCGUGUGUGUGCGUGUGUGUGUGUGUGUGUGUGUGUUCGCGUUCCAUCACUUCAAUCUGUCGCUCCAUUCGGCGUCUACUGGUUUCAGAAGCUGGUGGAGGAGGUGAAUACAAACCCAGUGCGUUUAAUCCUGUCAGUCGCCUGAACAAAGUGAAAUAAUCGAUGUGAUUGAUCAGGAAUCUGUUGGCCGCGGAGUCUCGACACAAACCAGUAGAAACCGUGAAGAGGCGUGACCGAAGGACUCGUCGUUCCCCUCUGAGUUCAGUGCCUGUGGCUCCGCUCUUGAGUUUUAUUCUUGUUUUAGUUUUUUUACUGUAAAGUCCGUCUUGGCGUGCGGUGAAUGACAUCAUCGUUUAAAGAGGAUUCAUUGGUUACAGCUCACCAGCCACGCUGCAUGUCUCACAACCAUCACUUGUUGUUUUGCCUUUUUUUUGUUACACGUGGAUCCGUAUAUAUAUUACCUGUAUAUACCUCGGAACUGAUAAAUGACUUUUCUUACAAAAAAGAAA
Messenger RNA from Pseudoliparis swirei, 1996 nucleotides. RefSeq names its product translocase of outer mitochondrial membrane 40 homolog, like (gene tomm40l). The coding region runs from base 401 to 1429 and encodes 342 amino acids. Lineage: Eukaryota; Metazoa; Chordata; Actinopteri; Perciformes; Liparidae. The record is from RefSeq and is a predicted model, not a curated record. Gene Ontology annotation, cellular component: mitochondrial outer membrane translocase complex; mitochondrial outer membrane. Gene Ontology annotation, molecular function: transmembrane protein transporter activity. The transcript is spliced from 10 exons. Gene Ontology annotation, biological process: protein import into mitochondrial matrix.